Messenger RNA from Trematosphaeria pertusa, 1184 nucleotides. RefSeq lists its product as uncharacterized. NCBI's taxonomy places the organism in Eukaryota, Fungi, Ascomycota, Dothideomycetes, Pleosporales, Trematosphaeriaceae. The record is from RefSeq and is a predicted model, not a curated record. The transcript is spliced from 5 exons. The coding region runs from base 154 to 1062 and encodes 302 amino acids.
UCCAGCGGACCUGAAAGGGCAAUGAGCCUGUCGGUGGAAUCCGUUGGCGCGCAUUGAUGGAUCCUUUAAGUCUCCCUCGCCCUGCUAGACGACGGUUAUUCGGGCCUCUUCCUCUUCGUUCGCUUUUUCUUCGCUCAGACUGUGGCAACCACCAUGUAUUUUCUAAUAAGACUCGCCGCCGUUGUCGCCUUUUCGUCCAGUGCUCUCGCGACAUGCUAUUUUCCAAAUGGGGAUGUGUCCGGCGCAGAUACUGCGUGCACCCCAAACUCCAUUGUGUCGGCUUGUUGCUUUGACGGUCAAGCAUGUUUAUCGAACGGCCUUUGCGUCUCAGAUCCUCACAGCUCAUCGCUAGCCCGGCUACACAGAGGCACUUGCACUGAUCAGCAAUGGAAGUCCGGCAACUGCCCAAAAGAGUGCACAAGUGUAGACAACAAUGGCGUCCCGGUCUACAGUUGCAACUCUACGAGUACGGACGAAUACUGCUGUUUCGAUAACUGUGAAUGUAAUUCAGGCUUCGAGACAUUUUCGUUCCAAGGCGCACCCUCGGACGUCUACACCCUCACGAUCAUCGGCGAAGACUUUACCAAUACGCAUGUAUCUACGACCGCCGCGGCAACAUCGACGUCAGGCACUUCCACAGGCUCAUCAGGCCCAUCCGCUGCAUCUGCAACCACAACCGCGACUUCAACCUCAAGCUCUAGCCCCGCCAAUAGCGAUGACGGCUCCUCAUCCAACGCAACUGCCGUCGGCGUCGGUGUAGGUGUCGGCGUGGGCGGCGCACUCCUGCUCGCAGCCGCAGGCCUCUUCUUCUGGCGGCGCAAGAAGCGCAACGACACCGAGAGCAACGCCUACGCCGGCUCAUCCAAGAACCCAGCAGAGGCCGCCAGCACGGAGUAUUACCCCCCAGCUCAGAAAUACGCUUAUUACUCGGAAGAACUAAGACCAUCCCACAGUGCCGCUCCAAUGAAUGCGCCCCCGUCCGAAUUGCCGUCAGACAACUCUGCAAACCCUGCUGAGCUCCCCGCGAGUCCGCCGCCCAAUCAGACGGGGAUGAAGAGAUAGCGGCUAUGACUGAGGCUACGAGAACAGGGGCCGAUCCCGAUGCUUCAUCGUUAUAUUGGGCCACUACCCCCUUGCGAGCGGGUUGCCUGCUCGAAACGACGCCGAUCCAAGCUCAGAGUUCA